AUGGCUUAUUCAUACAAUGGACAACAGCCACCUUACCCAAAUACUGGUUUCAACCCACAGGGACAAAAUCCCUACCAACAAAUGAAUCAACCACCACAAGCUGGCUGGAACCAAAAUGCUUUUUACACUCAACCUCCACCAAGAAUGAAUACCACAGCUUAUGCUACAGAAACAGGACAAGGAGAUAAACGCUUCGACUUCACUGAAGCUUCCAUUCGUGCAGCUUUUGUUAGAAAAGUCUUUAUGAUGGUAUCAAUAAUGUUAUUAGUUGUUGCUGUCAUGACAGCUGUUCCAUUUAUGGAUCAUAGUGUAAAAAGUUAUGUUAGAAGUUCUCCAGCAUUGUAUUUUUGUUCUUAUGGAAUUUUCUUAGUUGUAUACAUUGCUUUAAUGUGUUGUGAAUCCGUUAGAAGAAGUUUUCCAGCUAAUCUUAUUUGUACAGCUGUCUUAACUCUUUCUAUUGGAUACAUGACAAUGAUGUUAUGUUCAAUGUAUGAUAUUGUUCCUGUUCUUCUUACAUUAAUAAUUACAACAGUUUGUUGUUCAGGUAUCAUUGUUUUUUCUAUGCAAACAAAACAUGAUUUAACAUCAAAGAUGGGAUACCUUUUCAUUGCUUCACUUGCUCUUAUGGUAUUUGGUUUUGUAGCUAUAAUUGCUUCAGCUAUAUUUCAUGUUAAAUUCAUCUAUACUAUAUAUGCUGGACUUGCAGCACUUCUCUUUAUGUUUUAUCUUGCUGUUGACAUUCAAAUGUUAAUGGGAGGAAAAAAAUAUGAAUUGUCUCCUGAAGAUCAUAUCUUCGCUGCUAUUCAAAUAUUCCUUGAUAUUGUAUACAUUUUCUGGAUGUUACUUUCUAUCAUUGGUGGUUCAAGCAGAGAUUAA
Molecule: messenger RNA, 876 nt
Organism: Strongyloides ratti
Lineage: Eukaryota; Metazoa; Nematoda; Chromadorea; Rhabditida; Strongyloididae
Product: Bax inhibitor 1-related family-containing protein
Exons: 3
Coding region: 1-876 (291 amino acids)
Biological process (GO): negative regulation of apoptotic signaling pathway
Cellular component (GO): membrane; endoplasmic reticulum; Golgi apparatus
Source: RefSeq, a predicted model, not a curated record